AUGUCUCAACAACCCGCAGACAUGGCCACCAGCCAAAACGUCCAGUCCUGCCGUCUCCUCCAAAUCCCAGCAGAGAUCCUCGACAGGAUAACAUGGCAUCUCACCACCCCCGAGCUGUGCAACCUCCGCAUCACCUGCAAAUCCGUCGAAGAGGCCCUCUACUACAGCUUCACCACAGAGUUCUUCACCCGCAAGCAGUUCAUGAUCUCCGAGUUCAGCCUCAGAGCCCUCGUAGAUAUCUCCAAAAGCCGUCUGGCCAGACACUUGCGCCACGUACAUUUCGGCCUUGACCAGCUUGGCAUGCACACCACCCCUUCGAUGGGCGGGGAGAAAGCGCGCAUGUUUGCACAGCGCUUGGUCGAGCAGGAGUCGCUCUGGUCACUCGGGCUGGUUCCCAAGUACUUGGCCGAGGCUUUCGGUAACUUGCCAAACCUAGAGACGGUGGUUGUCCGUGACUUCAACUCUAACAGGAGAUCUCGCGAUGGGCCUCACGCUCACUGGUUGAGCUACGGCACCCAAACCAUGUUGAAGGAAACCAGCGUUCGGCCUACGAAUCAUGCAAUCUUCAACCGGGGCCCAAUGGAGUAUGGCUUUGUCGACCAAAUGUUCAAGGGCAUUAUCCAUGCGCUAGGAACGGCAAAUGCCCGUCCCAAGGCCAUUGAAGUCAUGGAGAGACAAGGUCACCCGCUUUAUGACUCUGCUUUUCAUAUGCAUCCAGAUUUCGAGGCCUCCAUCAUUCCUGUUCUCCACGGUCUUAAAAGGCUGCACCUAACUCUCGAAGCGAACUCGAAUGGUAUUGGCAAUGACGAUCAACCGUAUCAACGGCAUAGCUUGACCAAGUUCCUACGACACUGCGAUGGACUGGAGGAGCUCCGCAUCAACGGAAGGCACAAUGCUAGCUCAUACGAUGCUCGAAAUAGCCUCAGAAACCUGUAUGACUGGCUCACGACGGAAGAAUCAACAUCUGAAACGGAAUCCCAAAAAGAAGCCAAAUCCCCAUCUCUCAAUGGACAAACUAGCGAUCUCGCACAGCUAAAUGCCCCAAUAAAAUUCCCUCGGUUGCAAAACAUUAGCUUGGGCAUGACAUCCUUUACCGUCGACGAGCUCGUGCGACUCAUUGCCAGGUUCGCCGACACAGUCCAGAAUCUCGAACUAUGGAGAAUCAAACUGUUGUCUGAGGACCGCACCCUUGAUCAAAGCCAGGUGCUGGAAAACAGACAGAUUCUGUUUGCACAGGUGCUGAAAAAACUGCUAAACAUACCUAACCUCAACCUUCGACACAUCAAAUUGGGUAGCAUGCAGCAGAUAUGGUAUCCUGUCAACGGGCACCACAUCCUGGAGGAGAUAAACUUCAAGCCUACUGCGAAAACGAAGGACGAAGAUGUGGAUGCUGGGGUUGAACGAGUGACUGGGGGGACGUUGCAAUACACGGGCACAGAUUGGAGACAUUUUGUGGCCUAUGAGAUGAUUCCUCGGUUAUACACCCCCAGGGUCAAAUAUGAGGAAGCAAGUCAAGACGAGGAUGAUGAAGAUGAAGAGGAUGAAGACAACGACGACGACGAAAAUAUGGAUCAGGACGAGUAA
This is a messenger RNA of Trichoderma breve, 1584 nucleotides long. RefSeq lists its product as uncharacterized. NCBI's taxonomy places the organism in Eukaryota, Fungi, Ascomycota, Sordariomycetes, Hypocreales, Hypocreaceae. The transcript has 2 exons. The record is from RefSeq and is a predicted model, not a curated record. Gene Ontology annotation, molecular function: protein binding. The coding region runs from base 1 to 1584 and encodes 527 amino acids.